UUCUCCUUCCGGUGUUCCCCUAAAAUAAGUCCGACUCCGCCUCCCUGGGUGAAAGUUCACUUCGGUGACUGGGUUACUGUGUCCGCAACUUUAUACCGUUUCAUCUAACAUGUCUGGGCGGGUUCUCGUUGGAGUCAAGCGUGUCAUUGACUACGCUGUCAAGAUCCGUGUGAAGCCUGACAACACUGGCGUGGUGACUGAUGGCGUCAAGCACUCCAUGAACCCUUUCUGCGAGAUCGCUGUGGAGGAGGCGGUCAAGCUGAAGGAGAAGAAGCUCAUCAAAGAGGUGGUGGCGGUGAGCUGCGGCCCGCAGCAGACACAGGAGACCAUCCGCACCGCCCUGGCCAUGGGAGCUGACCGCGGCAUCCACGUGGAAGUGUCUGGGAAGGACUAUGACAACCUGGGACCCCUACAGGUGUCCAAGAUCUUGGCUGCUUUGGCCAAGAAGGAGGAGGCUCAGCUUGUGAUCCUUGGCAAACAGGCCAUAGACGACGACUGCAACCAGACUGGACAAAUGACGGCAGCCUUACUGGAUUGGCCUCAGGGGACUUUUGCCUCAGAGGUCACGCUGGAAGGUGACAAGAUGAAAGUGGUGCGAGAGAUCGAUGGCGGCCUGGAGACCAUCAGGAUCAACACCCCCGCAGUGGUGACGGCAGACCUCAGGCUCAACACGCCGCGAUAUGCCACCCUGCCUAACAUCAUGAAAGCCAAGAAGAAGAAAAUAGUCAACAUGAAGCCAGCCGACCUGGGCGUGGACCUGACUCCGCGGCUGGAGGUGCUGAGAGUGGACGAGCCCCCCCAGAGGCAGGCCGGGAUCAAAGUGGAGACCGUGGACGACCUGGUGGGCAAACUGAAGGAGACGGGCAGGAUAUAAAAAGAAGAGAAAGUGCUGAGAAACACCUUCCUGCUGCACAACAACAAUAAUAAAGGUCUUUUUCAUGGUUGCAGGUAGCUGGUAUGUAUCGUAAGCUGGCCAUCCACUCAGAGGACCUACUUUUGACUAUUUUGAUUAGAAUCUUGCAAAUGCAUAGCUGCCCAUGCGUGCACAUGGUUGUAAAUAUAUACAGGGACAAACCGAGUGGAAUGAUGACCGGGCGGGUACUGUGACGUGUGGAUCCAGGACGGUGUCUCAGUAUGCAAAAGAAAAAGUUAACCACAAGCGC
Dunckerocampus dactyliophorus (ringed pipefish) is the source of this 1163-nucleotide messenger RNA. It is a transcript of the gene etfb, whose product is annotated as electron transfer flavoprotein subunit beta. Lineage: Eukaryota; Metazoa; Chordata; Actinopteri; Syngnathiformes; Syngnathidae. The coding region runs from base 110 to 874 and encodes 254 amino acids. The record is from RefSeq and is a predicted model, not a curated record. Gene Ontology annotation, molecular function: electron transfer activity. The transcript is spliced from 7 exons. Gene Ontology annotation, cellular component: cytosol.